Messenger RNA from Peromyscus californicus insignis, 3026 nucleotides. It is a transcript of the gene Znf260, whose product is annotated as zinc finger protein 260. The transcript is spliced from 3 exons. Gene Ontology annotation, biological process: regulation of transcription by RNA polymerase II. NCBI's taxonomy places the organism in Eukaryota, Metazoa, Chordata, Mammalia, Rodentia, Cricetidae. The record is from RefSeq and is a predicted model, not a curated record. The coding region runs from base 631 to 1854 and encodes 407 amino acids. Gene Ontology annotation, molecular function: RNA polymerase II cis-regulatory region sequence-specific DNA binding; DNA-binding transcription factor activity.
GAAUGGAAAAAGAUUCGCUAGUUCAGAGCCCCAGUGGGCAGACCUCCGGGCGUGCUAGCAGGAGUGCGCAGGCGCAGACUCUGUGGCUCUCCAUCGUCGCCUUUGUCUGCUGGGUCUUUCUGCAUAGCCCUGGCUGUCCUGGAACUCACUUUGUUGACUAGGUUGACCUCUGUUUCCUGAGUGCUAGGAUGAAAGAAGCAGCCUCUGGAGUUUAUACACAAAGAGGACACAGGAUGAAAGACUCAUGAGUUAAGUCUCAUCUUUCUCUAUAGAAAUAGUCUAAAACAAAUUGGAAAACCUAGGAGGCAAAGUACUCCUUCUGGGCACAGACAUUGUAUAUGGGACUCAGUUGAAGAAAAUUUGAACUGUAAUUACCCACAUUCAUAACUUACUUAUGAAAAUGAGCGAAACUGCAAGAAAGAAUCAUUAAUAUAAAGCAGUGCUGUAUUUCAGUCCCUUCUUGUAACCACCUCUGAGGGUACUCACAUAAAAAAAUCUCUCAUUAUAUAUUCAACUUCAUUAGAUACUUGUGAAUUAAUAUUGAAAAGAAAUUGUAUGUAUUUAGUGAAUGUGGAAAAGCUUUAAUCCUAUCUCAGUAGAUGCUAGGAGAAAACUCUUGUACAUAACAGAAUGUUGGAAAGUCUUCAUCCUGAGUCAGAUCUUCUACAUGAUGAACUUGAUCCCAGAGAGAAACUUUAUGAAUGUAAUGAAUGUAGAAAAACCUUCAGCCUAAAACAAAUCUUUGUAGAACAUAAGAAAAUGCACAGUGGAGAGAAAUCACACGAAUGUACAGAAUGUGGCAAAGCGUUUUCUCGAGUCUCAUCACUUACUCUACAUUUGAGAAGUCAUUCACGGAGGAAAUCAUUCAAAUGUAGUAAAUGUGGAAAAGCCUUCAGCCAGAGAGGAAACUUCCUUUCUCAUCAGAAACAACAUGCUGAAGAGAAACCCUAUGACUGUGAGAAAGCUUCUCUUCAGAUGACAAGCCUCAUUAGAAAUCAGAGAAAUACCGGGAAUAAACCAUUUGCAUGUAAGGAAUGUGGGAAAGCUUUUAAUGGCAAAUCAUAUCUCAAAGAACAUGAGAAAAUUCAUACUGGAGAGAAACCAUUUGAAUGUAAUCAGUGUGGAAGAGCCUUCAGCCAGAAGCAAUACCUCAUUAAACAUCAGAACAUCCACAGUGGGAAGAAACCUUUUAAAUGUAAUGAGUGUGGUAAGGCUUUUAGUCAGAAAGAAAACCUCAUUAUACACCAGAGAAUCCAUACUGGAGAGAAACCUUAUGAAUGUAAAGGGUGUGGGAAAGCCUUCAUUCAGAAAUCAAGCCUCAUUAGACAUCAGAGAAGUCAUACUGGAGAGAAGCCUUAUACAUGUAAGGAAUGUGGAAAAGCCUUCAGUGGUAAAUCAAAUCUCACUGAGCAUGAGAAAAUUCAUAUCGGAGAGAAACCCUAUAAAUGUAAUGAAUGUGGAACAAUUUUCAGGCAGAAGCAGUACCUCAUCAAACAUCACAAUAUACAUACGGGUGAAAAACCCUAUGAAUGUAAUAAAUGCGGGAAAGCCUUUUCUCGGAUUACAUCACUUAUUGUACAUGUGAGAAUUCAUACAGGUGAUAAACCCUAUGAAUGUAAAAUCUGUGGGAAAGCCUUCUGUCAGAGUUCAUCUCUUACAGUGCAUAUGAGAAGCCAUACUGGUGAGAAGCCCUAUGGUUGUAAUGAAUGUGGGAAGGCUUUUUCUCAGUUCUCAACUCUUGCGUUACACAUGAGAAUCCACACUGGUGAAAAACCCUAUCAAUGCAGUGAAUGUGGGAAAGCUUUCAGCCAGAAGUCCCAUCACAUUAGACACCAGAGAAUUCAUAUUCAUUAAAACUCUAUAAAUGCCUUAGAUUUAGGAAUGCUUGAGGAAAAUCUAUGAUUAGUAAUAUAUCAAAAGAUUUGUCUUACAUUAAAGUUAUACAAAGCUAGGAAAACCUUCUGUAGUAACUCAAAACUUAAAUACAAUAUUUAGUAAGAUGUAUCACAGUAUUAUAUACUUCCUAGACUCUCACAAUGAAAGUUAUUAGUAUUGUAAUUUUAGGACCCUUCUCAAUGAACUUAGAGUCCAAUGAUUCCAAUUAGCAUAGUCUUAGAAAGCUUAUCAAAUGUAUUAAGAUAAUAUGAGCAAUAUAAAUGUUUGACAUUAAAAGGCAAAAAUAUUUUUGAUAUUUGCUUUGCUAUAUGGAUAAUUUGUAAAAAAUCGUUUUUCAAAGCAGGCAUGUUGGGACAGGGUCUCCCUAUGUACAUAGCCCAGGGAGACCUUAAACUCACUCUGUAGCCCAAGUUAGCCUCAAGUUUCUGGUAAUCCAUUUACUCAGCCUCCCAAUGCUGCAAUUAUAUACAUCACCAUGCCAACUCAGAAGUCUUUGUUGUAGAAUUGUAUAAAAUUGAGGUCAGGACAGAAUAUUGAAUCUAGAAAUAUGAAUGAAUUCCUGGGGGAUUGGUAAUUGAUUCUGGCAGUAUUCCACAUCAAUGGGAAAAUCAUGGAUGACUUAAAAAAUAAUCUCAUGAUAAUUAACUUUUUGUAUGGGAAAAUAAUAGACCUCUGAUGUCCUCAUUUAUUAAAGUAUUUCAUAGGAAUUCCAAUGUCUUUGCAGAAAGCAAAGCUUUGUAUAAAAAAUUUGUUAAGAGUAUGGGUUCUGAGACUUGAGUAGGACAGAAAUUCUAGAUUCUAGAAUCCUCAGCUGUUAUUCUUGAGCAUUUAUACUUAUUCUCAAGAAACUGAUAUGCUUAUGUAGGGAGUUAUGUACCAGUCAGUCUGUAAAUUGCAGCAUGAAUUAUGGUAGCAAAAAAAACGGGCACAGGUGUUUGUUGCUUAUGAAGUAGAUGAAUAAAAUGUAACAGUCAUACAGUAGAAUACUCUAGCAGCUAAGCACAACAGGUUAAAUCUAUGUUAACAGCAAAAGGAAAAGAAAAAAAUUGGCAUGAAGAAAAUUGAAGUGAUGGAUAUAUUGUGAUGAUUCCUGUGUAAAUUUAAAUAAAACCAACUUGUCGACUCUGGUA